UUCCUUCGUCCGCCAAUUCGCCAUUUCCCUUUUAGAGUGAGAGAGAGAGGACAAAAGGGGAAGGAAGCCAUGCCUCCUGUGCCCUCAAGCGUGGCGAAGCAGGCGGAGCUCCUGAAACAAGACGGCAACACCUUCUUCAAGAAGGAUCGCCUCGGUGCUGCCAUUGACGCCUACACAGAGGCCAUCACUUUGUGCCCGAACGUGCCUGUGUAUUGGACCAACAGGGCUCUUUGCCACAGGAAACGCAAUGAUUGGGACAGAGUAGAAGCAGAUUGCAGAAGGGCUCUUGAGCUUGAUGCUAGUUCUGUUAAGGCCCACUAUAUGCUUGGACUAGCAUUGCUACAGAGGCAGGAAUAUGCAGAAGGUAUUAAGGCACUGGAGAAGGCAUUGGAUCUUGGCAGGGGUGCAAACCCUGCCAGUUAUAUGGUGGAGGAAAUAUGGCAGGAGCUUGCCAAAGCCAAAUAUUCAGAGUGGGAACACCUCUCUCAUGCUCGGAUAGAAAGGCUUGACGUCUUGAGAGAAGCAUGUGUGAAGGCUUUAGGAUCUCAGCGCAUGCAUGGUGUUUCUCGGGUGAUUGGGUUAUCGAAUGAAGCUGAAGGUGAUCCAGAACAGUUAAAACAUCUCUCAGAAGUUUUCAGAAAAGCUGCUGAAGCUGACAUCCCAUCUGAGGUGCCAGACCACCUGUGCUGCAAAAUUACAUUGGAUAUCUUCAGGGACCCUGUUAUCACCCCGAGUGGGAUAACAUACGAGAGGGCCGUGCUUUUAGGUCAUCUUCAAAAGGUGGGAAAGUUCGACCCAGUUACGAGGGAACCACUUAAUCAACACCAACUGGUCCCCAACUUAGCCAUUAAGGAAGCAGUAAGAGCCUAUCUAGAUGAGCAUGGUUGGGCAUACAAAUUGAAUUGAAGGUCAGCGUGUGGGUUUUAUUUUUUUUCACCCCAGUUUUGUGCAUAGUGCUUGAUCCUUCCCGUUGGUGUUGUGUUUUAUAUUGGAUUUUUGAGUCAAAUAACACAGCGGCCAUUUGGUCUGUCUCUCUCUCUCUCGUGUAUUAUUCUCAUUACAUGAAAUCUGCUCUCAAAUAAUGUACAGCUCUCUAUGCCUUUGAAAAAUGUUUUUUUGGCGGCACGAGUGAAUGUGUACAAUUUGGCCUGUGCAGAUUCUGUGCAGAUUCUGAGAAUUUUACUUCUUUGAGCAUUGGAUUACUUAACUUUAGUUACAGCCUUAUUCA
Messenger RNA from Amborella trichopoda, 1228 nucleotides. RefSeq names its product carboxyl terminus of HSC70-interacting protein (gene CHIP). Gene Ontology annotation, cellular component: cytoplasm. The record is from RefSeq and is a predicted model, not a curated record. Gene Ontology annotation, biological process: proteasome-mediated ubiquitin-dependent protein catabolic process; cellular response to misfolded protein; protein quality control for misfolded or incompletely synthesized proteins. Gene Ontology annotation, molecular function: ubiquitin protein ligase activity; protein-folding chaperone binding. Lineage: Eukaryota; Viridiplantae; Streptophyta; Magnoliopsida; Amborellales; Amborellaceae.